AUGCGAAUCUAUGCAGUCAAACUUAGCGGUCAUGAGAACGACAAUCUGAUGAUUGUUGGUUUUCAGCCUAUGUACAACAGCGCGAUCAAGAACUAUGCUCUGUUUCGGGAUCCAUUUGACCUAUCGAUGGGUGAUGCCUAUUCAAAGAUCGUCGCCAGGAACCAUGUCUUCGAUCUCGACAUCUUCAUGCGCCGCGCCGAUGAGCGAAUCCUUCGUGGUGACGGAGAGUCGGACGACUUGAAUCCGAUGAGACGAGCUGCGCCGAGAUCAAGUCAGAAACUGGUAUAUCGCGUCACCUUUGACAAUGAAGCACGGUAUGCGUCGCCCUGUUCAUCAGCUCGAAGACCGUGCAAGUAUACCAAGGAGGGAGCUCAAUCGCCGUUGCUGAAUUCCUUGAUCACGGCGAUGCCACGAUCCUAUUCAGGUGACUCUGCUGAGCCUCCGUUGGAAGCAUGCUCGCGGUUUCAAAGUUGGGAUAUCGCCAACACUCGUUUGGUCGCCGCAACUUGCGAGAAGACAUUCGAUCUUACCCCGACAUAUGUCAUGGGAGUCACGCAAAGCAAGGCAACAGAAGGAACAGAGAAGAAGUCCAGGCGUCUUGCACGUGAAUGA
Molecule: messenger RNA, 612 nt
Organism: Parastagonospora nodorum SN15
Lineage: Eukaryota; Fungi; Ascomycota; Dothideomycetes; Pleosporales; Phaeosphaeriaceae
Exons: 3
Coding region: 1-612 (203 amino acids)
Source: RefSeq, a predicted model, not a curated record